Molecule: messenger RNA, 847 nt
Organism: Vigna unguiculata (cowpea)
Lineage: Eukaryota; Viridiplantae; Streptophyta; Magnoliopsida; Fabales; Fabaceae
Source: RefSeq, a predicted model, not a curated record
UCUUCAAAUCCUUUCAUCCCAAACACUACGUACUCAACAUCAUUACACACUUUGUUACUUGUUUUCUUACCUUAAAUAAAUUACUUAGUUGAGUGCAAACCUUGUUAUUAGGUACUCUAAAAGUGUCAGAGAUAUGGAAGCAAAACAGCAAAAACUCACCUUGGAGAUCACAGUUAUGUCGGGAGAAAACAUAAGUGUGGAUCGAAAUUCAGUUUCCGAUGAGGUCUAUGUUGUUGUUCGUGCAGAGUCUUUGAAGUGUUGCACGACCCAAAUGAAGAAUGGAGAUGAUGGAGUGCAUGCAUGGAAUGAGAAAUUGUUGUUGGAGGUUCCUUCCUAUGCAAGGUCUGUGACGUUUGAGGUUCAAUGCAAGAAAUACAAAGGAUUUCGUCCUGUUGGUGUAGCAAGGAUUGCUCUUUCGGAUUUACUUCUUGCCAAAAACAACAAUGUUUUAUCCGAAAGUGUGUCUCAGAUGUUUUGUUACGGUUUGAGGAGCUGGGAGGGUCGACGUAACGGGGUUCUUCAUUUCGCAGUAAAGGUAGUUGAUAAUUUAUCUGCACAAGCUAAACCAGAGAAAGACAUAGAAAUGGUGAGCUGUAGAGGAUUUGAGAAUGAAGUUACAGGGUUUCAUGUAAACCCUAAAAAUUCAAGUCAUGGUAUCACUGCCAUUCCAGUUAAGGUGCACUAACCAAAUUGUUGUUUCAAUGUUGUUUCCUUACGAAGAUAGAGAGUUCUCUUUCAUUUGAGUUUGUAUCUAAAAGAAGAAUGUUUGGUGGGUACUUUAUACAAACUUAGGAACAAUAUAUGUAUGCACUUUUUUUUUUUAAUUAAAUACCCAACAACUUAAAUA